Messenger RNA from Cladophialophora psammophila CBS 110553, 2031 nucleotides. RefSeq lists its product as uncharacterized. The record is from RefSeq and is a predicted model, not a curated record. The transcript has 4 exons. Gene Ontology annotation, molecular function: microtubule binding; GTPase activity; GTP binding. Gene Ontology annotation, cellular component: cytoplasm; microtubule; membrane. Lineage: Eukaryota; Fungi; Ascomycota; Eurotiomycetes; Chaetothyriales; Herpotrichiellaceae. The coding region runs from base 1 to 2031 and encodes 676 amino acids.
AUGACUAUGAAAGCGGAUGUGUCAACAGAGGCAGAAGGCCCCCUUGGGGGCCUUCAAUCCGCCCGAUCAACCUUGCGACUCGAACAGAUUGCAAACCUUCGUGCUCUCGGCAUUGGUAACCAUAUUGGCUUGCCCCAGUUGCUGGUUUGUGGGGAUCAAUCUGCAGGGAAAAGCUCAGUGCUGGAAGGGGUAACAGGCAUCCCAUUCCCCAGGCAAGAUGGUCUCUGCACAAAAUUUGCUACGGAGAUUUUGUUACAACAUUCAGCUGUAGAGCAAUUCAUCGAUGCGUCAAUUAUUCCAUCACCAAUCCGACCAGACGAAGACAAGGAAAGGUUCACCACAUUCCAUCGUCGGCUGCACGGAUUCGAAGAUUUACCAAUGGUGAUCGAAGAGGUCGGUCGGUUGAUGGGCAUUCGAGGUGUCGGUGGUAACGAAGUUGGACCGGCAUUUGGGCUUAAUGUACUUCGUAUUGAGUUCCAUGGUCCAGUCGGCCUGCACCUAAGCAUUGUUGACGUUCCAGGCCUGAUCGCGGUACCGAAUGAGGAGCAGACAGACGAUGAUGUGGAGACCGUCCAUCGCCUGGUCGAUAGCUACAUCUCCAAUCCUCGAACCAUUAUUCUGGCGGUUGUGCAGGCCGGGAAUGAUAUUGCAAAUCAGAGCAUCAUCAAGAAGUCUCGCCAAUUUGACCCCGAUGGGGAAAGGACUGUAGGUAUCAUCACGAAACCGGACCUAAUCAACCAAGGUUCAGAGAAGCGGAUUGCUCUACUGGCAUCCAACAAAGAUACUACAAAACUCAAGCUGGGGUUUUUCUUGGUCAAAAACCCUGCACCAAAUAAACUAACGAAAGGCAUCACGCCUGAGCAGAGACAAAAGGACGAGAUCCAGUACUUUCACACUUCUCCAUGGAAAGAGCAGUUACUGGAUCCUGAUCGACUCGGAGUCCUGGCUUUACGAAAGUUUCUUCAGAAGCUUCUUAACACGCAUAUCGAAAAGGAAAUGCCUAACGUGCGAAAGGAUGUGAGGGAGCUGCUUCAGAAGACUGAGUCUGACCUCGCUAACAUGGGAGAAGAACGCGAUAGUCCCUCUAAAAUGCGGAUGUUCUUGACGAGGCUGGCAAUGGCAUUCCAUCAGCGGGUAACAUCUGGAUUGAACGGCACAUACGACGAUAUCGACAUGGCAUUCUUCGCUUCUCAUCAUCAACACCCCUCUCACCGUCUGCGUGCUACUGUUCAAAACCUUAAUACGAAAUUCGCAGAGACGAUGAGAGAGCGAGGAGGAAAACGCCGCGUCGUUUCAGAUGACCAGUCUGACAUAGAUUUAGAUGAACAUGACAAUGUCCAAAUAGUGCUAUCUAAGAAUCAGAUGAAGAUGUGGAUUCGCGAGGUGUAUCAAUCCAGUCGAGGUAAAGAGCUUCCAGGAACAUACAAUUAUGUUCUACUCGCAGAGCUAUUUCAUGAACAGUCUUCCCGAUGGCUAAGCAUUGCUGAAGAGCAUAUGCACACUACUGGAAGUAUUGUUCGCGAUUUUGUGGAGGCAGUCAUCCGCCAUACAAGCCCUGAUCAAAGCGUCUCGGAUGAGAUUAUAGAAUUGGUCAGAAUAAGUCUGCAUGAAAAUAUGAGACAUGCUGCAGAAGAGCUGCAAAAGCUGUGGGACCAGGAAUGGCACGGAAAAUUGCACAUCAGUAAUAUUCAGGGGGAUAUUGAACGAUUCCUGACCGGCUUACAACAAAGGGUUCAAGUUAAUAUGACUGAGCAGGCUUAUGAUGAGGCCCUAUCAGGACUUCAAGCGUACUAUAAGGUUGCGAUGAAAACCUUUGUCGAUAAUGUUUGUAGGCAAGUGGUGGAACGUCACAUUACUCGCCCACUACCAUUGAUCUACUCCGCGGAGAAAGUUGCUAGACUCUCUGAUGAAGAAUUGUGCCGAAUUGCUGGUGAGACACUCGAGACGUCGGCGAAGAGAAAGCAGCUACAGGAACUACGGCGAAACUUAGAGAUGAGUCUCCAGGAGCUGAGCCGCUCAACCGUCGCCUGA